Molecule: messenger RNA, 2583 nt
Organism: Psammomys obesus (fat sand rat)
Lineage: Eukaryota; Metazoa; Chordata; Mammalia; Rodentia; Muridae
Gene: Donson
Product: DNA replication fork stabilization factor DONSON
Exons: 11
Coding region: 92-1771 (559 amino acids)
Biological process (GO): nuclear DNA replication
Cellular component (GO): nucleus
Source: RefSeq, a predicted model, not a curated record
GCCUCCAGUCGGCGAGCAGCGCGGGGCCGGGGCGGGGCCGGAGCGCGCGGGAAGCCCCGGCCGGGCUGCGGAGCUGUCUCCGCGCUGCGCAAUGGCUGUCUCGGUGCCGGGCUACUCGCCUAGUUUCAAGAGGCCGCCGGAGGUUGUGCGGCUCCGCCGUAAAAGGUCUCGGGACCACGGCGCCGGCGUGCCCUCCGCACUGCCGGAGCCCGCGCCCCGCCGCGCCGCGCUGGCGGCCGGGCUGCCCCUGCGCCCCUUCCCGACCGCGGGCGGCAGAGGCGGCGCCGCCGCCGCGACCGUCGCCCGCAGGAACCCUUUCGCCCGCCUGGACAACCGGCUGCGGGUCGCCGGCGAGGCCCGCGAGGAGCCGCCCCGCGGUCCGCAGGGAGCGCUGGGCCCGCUUGUAGAUUCCAAUGGAGAAAAUAACUUGCUGUGGGAGGAGGCGUCUCAUGAAAGAACUGUCACUGAACUAUCCCAGAGUCAACACAUAUUCUCUGAAUCGGACACUUGGUCUUCAGAUGGUGCUGAGUUACCUGUGGACUGGAGUAUUAAAACCCGACUCCUUUUCACCUCUUCUCAACCCUUUUCCUGGGCAGAUCAUUUGAAAGCCCAGGAGGAAGCCCACGGACUCGUCCAGCAUUGCAGGGCAACAGGAGUUACCUUACCCCAGAGUAUACCGGAUCCUAAACUUUGCACUGAGCUACGUUGUGGCUUCCAGCAGACCCUGGUCUACUGGCUUCACCCUACCUUUUCAUGGCUGCCACUGUUUCCUCGCAUUGGAGCUGAUAGGAAAAUGGCUGGAAAGACAAGUCCAUGGUCAAACGAUGAAACCCUGCAGCAUGCUUUAAUGAGUGACUGGGCUGUGAGUUUUACUUCUGUGUAUAAUCUGUUGAAGACAAAGCUUUGCCCCUAUUUCUACGUUUGUACCUAUCAGUUUACUGUCCUAUUCCGGGCAGCAGGAUUAGCAGGAAGUGAUGUGAUCACAGCGCUCGUAUCUCCUACAACUAGAGGUUUAAGAGAAGCUAUGAAAAAUGAAGGUAUUGAAUUUUCUCUGCCUUUACUGGAAGAUAUUGGCCAUAAGAAGAAAGUUCCAGAACCAAGCUUGGAAUAUGAGGAGGAGCAAGCAGUCAGUGAUGAAGAUGAAGAAGAAAGUUUUUCUUGGCUGGAAGAGAUAGGAGUUCAAGAUCAAAUUAAAAAGCCAGACAUGAUCUCAAUCAAGCUACGUAAAGAAAAACAUGAAGUACAAAUGGAUCACCGACCUGAGUCUGUUUUACUGGUAAAAGGACUCAACACCUUCAAACUGCUCAAUUUUUUGAUCAACUGCAAGAGUUUAGUUGCUACCUCAGGUGGACAGGCUGGCGUCCCACCAACUCUCUUGUCCCCAGUGGCCUUCCGAGGUGCCUCAAUGCAAAUGCUUAAGGCCCGAAGCAUUAAUGUAAAGGCACAAGCUCUUUCUGGAUACAGAGAUCAGUUUAGUUUGGAGAUCUCAGGUCCCAUCAUGCCUCAUGCUCUGCAUUCUGUGACCAUGCUACUCAGAUCUUCCCAGCGAGGGUCGUUCUCUGCUAGACUGUAUGCACACGAGCCAACUGCUGUAUUCAAUGUCUGCCUGCCCUUGGAUAAUGAGCUGGACAGAAAAGUUGUUCAUAAGGAUCUUGCUAACUGUGGGCUACACCCUAAAACCCUGGAGCAGCUCAGUCAAAUGCCAUUGCUGGGGAAGUCAUCUUUACGGAAUGUGGAAAUGAGUGACUACAUUUUUAAUUGGAGAUCCUGAACACCAAAAUUCACAUAAACAUGGUGAAUGUUGUGUAGUCACUUCUGAGGACGCUGCUGGCUGGUGUCUGGGAGGAAGAUGAUGCUAUGGCACAAGGAGCUGAUGAGCUGAUGGACUGCGCAGUUUCGUCCGUGUCUACCCACUCAUGUCAGCACACUCAAGUGCAAGACAACCGUGGGAUCAGGAAUUGCAAGGAUAACUUAGCCCUUUGCACCCUUGCUGAAAUGUUUUAUGGUCAAGACCAAAGAACCAUAAACUUUAAUUAUACUUAUUAAAACAAAAACAACUGAUUUAAAAAAUAUUACCUUGCCAUUCAGAAAAAAUUUGUCACCCACCCCUCCCCCCCAAUUUUUUUUAAUUUGAAGCGCUACUCAAAUCAGGAAGGUCAGUGUUCCCAGAAUAUAUCAAUCUAAGUACUUCACUGUUAGAAAGCAUAACAAUUCUACAAAUAUGGGACACGUAUUAAAUGGUAACUAAGUAACAAGCUGAGUACUAUCUAUCUCGGCUUAGGCACCUUUAACAGUGCUACAGAAAUACUGAUUUGAAAGCAAAAGAAUCACAUCCCUUUUUCCUAGAAGUUUGGCAUUCUUUUCGUUAUAACUGAAGUUAAUUUCUAUACUCUGACUCGAAGCCUCCAUAAGUAGCUUGACGUUCUCACAUUGCAUGUAUCUCCCCAGAAGAGUUAUUAUGCUUCAUUUAUUUCAGCACUGGUAGAGCUUUCCUUUUGUUUCAGUGUUGCCGCCCUCUCUCAACGCCGACCCAUAAUAAGAACCUCACUUUUGAUGGGAGACAAGGCCCUUAGUGGUGAGACU